Molecule: messenger RNA, 1365 nt
Organism: Pseudo-nitzschia multistriata
Lineage: Eukaryota; Bacillariophyta; Bacillariophyceae; Bacillariales; Bacillariaceae
Source: the annotation of a GenBank genome assembly
AGAGACAAAUGCAAUAAAUGAUUCUCCUCCCUUCGAUCGAAUGCGGUUGAUUCAGCUACAAGCUGUGGUCUUUGAAAAUUACAAGGACGACGAGCACGACAACGAUCUGACAACAAUGCAACCCAACAAAUUUUUGAAUCGGAGGCAGACAAUGUCAGCUCUAUUUCUUUCGUCCGCCAUGUUAAUUUCUGCACCGUUGGUUGCAGCGUCUGUGGAAGAAAAAGAUUACGCGAGUACUGAUUCUGGAGCAACAGAAACUGCCCAUACUAUUUCAAAGGAUGAAAUUCGAUCCUUUGGCACCAGCUCUAGCAGUAUAUUACGCRCUUCGGAACCAAACUCGCUUCAAGAAAGCAUCUCUGGUUCCAUUUCUGGAGCGGCACUUGCCACAGUGAAGACUCUCGUAAAGUUUCCUUUGGACACGGCGACCGUACGAUUACAAAUGCCAAAUUCGGUAUACUCGAUUCGUGACCCAUUGACCUUGUUCAAUGGUUGUUUCAAUGGCAUUUCCCUCACCUUGCUGUCCAAUAUUCCAGCUGGAGCAGUGUUUUUUGGAGUUAAAGAUGCCGCCAAGGUCGCUCUGAAAAAUUCCGAUGGUUACAGCACACAACCAAGGUGGUUGACUACUUCUUUGGCAGUUUCAGCUGCUAUGAUCCCAUACUGGAUUAUCCGAAAUCCAUCUGAAGUAAUCAAAGUAAGGCAGCAAACAAACAUUGAGGGAUAUGGAGAAGGAGUUUCUAUUAUUACAGCACUGCAAAAAACUGUACGAAGUGAAGGUGAUACCGAUGACGAUGACGAUGAGAACACAUCUGACCUUUAUACAGGAUAUUGGGAGAAUAUUUUUUAUUCCUUACCGGCAGAUAUUAUCAAGUUUAUUGCGUAUGAAUCUAUAACUGAUGGUCGCAAGAAUCUUUCGCCUCUGGAAGGUGCGAGAGCCGGUGCCCUGGCAACUGCCAUGUCGCAACUCAUAACCACACCCCUGGAUGUCGUUCGAAAUAGACUGAUGACAGGUAAGGAUAGAAGUGGUUCGCCUCUGUCGGAUGAAGUUAAGACUAAGGGAUACCUGGAGAGUUUAUUUGAUCUAGGGCGACAAGAAGGCUUGAGUGGAUUGUUUGCCGGAGCAACGCCGAAAAUGGGAAAAGCGAUUCUCAGUGGCGCAAUCCAAUUCGCCACUUACGAAGAAACCAAGCAAUCAAUGUCGAAGGCAAUAUCGCGGUGACAACAAUCGCAGGCUCUCACAGCAUGAAUCAAUAUAGUAGAUUUAUGCAAAGAUAGGAUCUAGUAGUGAUCACACCCUUUCUUUCCUGUGCUGUGCCAUACUAGUGUUGAUGAUGAUGAUGAUGAUGCCACUAAAGUUGAACUUUGACA